Molecule: messenger RNA, 2210 nt
Organism: Scophthalmus maximus (turbot)
Lineage: Eukaryota; Metazoa; Chordata; Actinopteri; Pleuronectiformes; Scophthalmidae
Gene: slc10a4
Product: solute carrier family 10 member 4
Exons: 3
Coding region: 372-1637 (421 amino acids)
Biological process (GO): bile acid and bile salt transport
Cellular component (GO): membrane
Molecular function (GO): bile acid:sodium symporter activity
Source: RefSeq, a predicted model, not a curated record
AGUGGAAAACUGUCCCUUUAAAGUAAUUAGAUUGAUAUUUCCCGGACCUUUCUCCUCCGAGCGAGCGACGUUAAGCACAAAAGGAGCAGCGUGCAUGGGCGUUAUUGAUUGGCCGGUCCACUCCGGCGGAGGACCGUGUGCUGACUCCCCUCCGGCUCUAUGUGCGUCUGUCGGUGAACCAAUCCGUGGCACCGGUUGGACUCAGUGAGUCACUUUAAAACUGCCGGUGCCAUGGCACCAUCACGUCCUCUGGCCGCCGGACGCUCCGCAGCUCCUCACUAGUGACAGUGUGCCACUAGGGGAACCAUUUUACGCACGAGCGCCUACGGACGGACACGACCCGCCAGUGGAGACUGUCCUCCUGUUGCGCCAUGGAGAACUCCAGCCUGUUCGGUGAGGACGCACACAAAGCUGGCUUCAUAGACUUUCUGAUGCCGGACACUUUGAAGCAGCAAGUUGUGGAUUUCCCGGUGGACGGAGCCACGGCGGGACCAGGAGCGGCCAGCGGUGCCAUCUUCCUCACGGGCGGCACGCUCAGGACAGCGGAGUUCAUGGCCGCCCCGCCGACGGAAUCCCCCCACCUGGUGCCCGCCUUUUGGGAUUCCCCGCUCAGUCACGGGAUCAACGUGUUCGUGGGACUCGUCCUCUGCUUCACCAUGCUGGGCCUGGGCUGCACGGUGGACAUCAGCCAGCUGGGCGAGCACAUCCGCAGACCCGUCGGGGUGCUGCUGGCGCUGGUGUGUCAGUUCGUCAUCAUGCCCUUGGUGGCCUUUCUCCUGGCUCUAGCCUUCUCUCUGGAUGAUGUGGCGGCGAUGGCCGUUCUCCUCUGCGGCUGCUGUCCGGGAGGAAACUUGUCCAAUAUCCUGUCUCUGCUGGCGCACGGAGAGAUGAACCUAAGCAUCAUCAUGACCAUCUCGUCCACGCUGCUGGCGCUCGUGCUGAUGCCGCUGUGCCUGUGGAUCUACAGUCGCGCCUGGAUCAACACGCCCGUGGUGAACCUCAUGCCCUUCGGGGCCAUCAUCCUGACCCUGUGCAGCACCCUCAUCCCCAUCGGUUUAGGGGUGAUGCUGCGAUACCGCUACACGCGCGUGGCCGACAUUGUUUUAAAGGCCUCCCUGUGGUCUUUGCUCGUCACCCUCAUCACGCUCUUCAUCCUGACCGGAGCGAUGCUGGGGCCGGAGCUGCUGUCCACCAUCCCACCCUCCGUCUACGUGGUGGCCCUCCUGAUGCCCCUGUGCGGCUAUGCCGCGGGUUACGGCCUGGCCGUGCUCUUUGACCUGCCGCCCAACUGCCGCCGCUCGGUCUCCCUGGAGACCGGCUGCCAGAACGUGCAGCUGUGCACCGCCAUCCUGAAGCUGGCCUUCCCCCCUCAGCUGAUGGGGGGGAUGUACAUGUUCCCGCUGCUGUACGCCCUGUUCCAGGCGGCCGAGGCGGGCAUCUUCAUCCUGGCCUACAGGAUGUACAGGAAGGAGGUCCUGCACAAGGCGGAGCCCGCGGGGCACGGCCAGGACACGGAUAUAACGUAUCAACGGUUUAACGACGAUGAGGACUUUGACUCGUCCUAUGGUGCCGUGACAGUGAGUGACCCGAACACCAUCACCUUGGACCCCUGUCCCCCUGAUCCAACCCCAGUUUAAUUUACUAAAAUAGAUAAUAAUAAUAAAAACUACAUUGUGUUGUGGAGCAGCAGGUGGAUUAAUCACAGUCAUUCAUAAAGGAAAUCAUGGGGGAAAAAAAGGGAGACUGUGCAGGUAAAUCCGGACAUACUGCCGUCAAUAAAGGUGCUUCGUGUCAUAGGCUUUAUUCAUUCAACGUAAAAUGCCUGAUUCAUGUCUAAUAUAUAUUGAUUUUUAAAAAGAAGACCAAAAAACAUUGCUGUGUUACCUGUACAUGAGAUUAACCAUGCCAACAUCAUCGGAGUGCAGCAGUGUAAGACAGUGUGUGUGAGAGAGUGAGAUUCGAGAUCGCUUUUAGCAAUGAAAAGUUCUCUGUAAAUGAAAUGUAUUAUUAUUAUUAUUAUUAUUAGUGUGUGUGUGUGUGUGUGUGUGUGUGUGUGUGUGAAAGAGGAACUCAAUACACCUCACAAAACUAUUCAUGAUGGUAAAUUACUGUAUAAACAGAGCAAACAUUUAAGAAAGUCUGAAAUAUUGUACAAUAUGUGAAUAGUAUGAACAACUGUAUGAGGAAAAUAAAAAGCAAGUGUACAGAGA